Oryctolagus cuniculus (rabbit) is the source of this 963-nucleotide messenger RNA. It is a transcript of the gene FXYD5, whose product is annotated as FXYD domain containing ion transport regulator 5. Gene Ontology annotation, biological process: regulation of sodium ion transmembrane transporter activity. Lineage: Eukaryota; Metazoa; Chordata; Mammalia; Lagomorpha; Leporidae. Gene Ontology annotation, molecular function: sodium channel regulator activity. The record is from RefSeq and is a predicted model, not a curated record. Gene Ontology annotation, cellular component: membrane.
CCAGGAAACCCAAGAGGAAAUGACUGCGCCCGUCUCGCUCCCCGCCCGCCCGCGCGCCCCUGGCCACACCCUCCGCCUGGACGCCGCUCCGCCGCCGCCGCCACCGUCUGCCCGCCAGGCUGCCACUCGCUCUGGACCCGGCGCCGAUAUGCUGUCCGCCGGCCACCUGUGUCUCCUCACGGUCCUCGGCCUGAUUCUCCCCACCAGAGGUCAGAAGUUGGAGGAGACCACAUAUGCUUCUCCAGUGGACGCAGCAACUGGAAGCACUGAAGUCCUCACACAGGUCUCAGACCACCCGGAACUCCAGUCCACCCCUCAGACCUCCGUGGACCCUGCCCACGUCCCGCCUACUCCAAGCUUCGGACUCACUGACCCAAACCAAAGCAGCCUUGACCGUGAGAUACACACAGACACGACAGCAAGCCACGUGGAGACGCACACCCGGCACCCGACCGCAGCAGGUGCACUGGCGGUGACGGAUCCGGGGGCGCACGCCCGGGACCAGGAAGGCACCACGACACGCUCCGAGAAAUGGUCCCCAAGGAAGGACGUCAGGAUGAUGGACCCUCAGACCCCAAAGCCACCUGGUUCGAGUGAGGACGACCCCUUCUACUAUGACGAGGCCACUCUCCGGAAGCGGGGGCUCCUGGUUGCAGCCGUGCUGUUCAUCACCGGCAUUGUCAUCCUCACCAGUGGCAAGUGCCGGCAGUUGUCCCGGUUAUGCCGGAACCGCCCCAGGUGAGCUCAUCAGGACGGGGCUUGACGACAGGACGGGCACCCCGAGACCGAGCCCCCCACCACGCACCCUGCCCUGGAGGUCGGUUAGGAAGCCCAGCCUGAGAGGACAGGCAAUGAUGGACGGGGCCGGAGGGGCUGGCGACCCAGUGCCCCGCCCUCCCAAUGCUGCCCCACUCCCCAAGGUGUCCACUCUGCUCAGACUAAAAGUAAACACUGUGGAUCUUG